AGGAGGGAAGGGAUUCAGUCUACAAACGUUGAUCCUGAGAAAUGGAAGCGACCUCCAUGCAAACCGAGCCAACCGCCGCGCCCUCGUCCGUCGUCGCCCAGCCAACGCAAGCGCCAGCUUCGUCGUCAUCCAGCAAGCAGCCAUUCCACGCUGGAGAGACGCGCAUCAAAGAGCAGUACCGCCGUCUGCCCAAGCCGCCAGCACCCGCGGCAGCAGCGCCAGUUGUUGCGCCCGUCGAACCAUCCGCCGCAGUGUUCGUUGCCGCCGAGUCCGCCGCUGCUGCAGGCGUCUCCACGACAUCUGUGCCGAGCGUGCCAGCCACCGAAGUCGAUGACACGGACGCGUUCGACAUGGACGACGCGGCCGAAGGAAAGCGACACCGUGAGGACAGCUCCAACACUGGCGACAACGGCGACCGGAAAAAGUCGCGCGCAGACGGUCAAGGCAACCACCACGGUCGCCAGAAGCGCAACCAGGAAGCAGCACGCGAAGCACGCAAAAACAAUCUGUGCAAGCAGUUCGCCAUCAAGGGCACCUGCUCGUUUGGCGACAAGUGCAGGUUUGUGCACGAGCGCGAGGCCAACUCGGACGCAGUCAUCAGCGACCAGUGCCCCUUCUUUUUGCAGUACGGGCAGUGCAAGUUCGGCCUGGCAUGCCGCUUCCGCUCGGGGCACACGGAUGCCGACAACAAGCCGAUUGUGGAUGAGGCCAAGUGGCUCGCGACGCAGGAGGCUCGAGAAAAGUCCGUUCUCAACGUGCCGCAGCGUGAGGUCUUGUUUGCCACCUCGCGUCGCAAGUACCAGUUUCCCCGCACCAAGGAGAUGCUGCGCAACCUUUCCCGCCAAGGCCAACAGCAGUCUCAGUCUGCUACCACGGCCGAUGCCAGCGCGUCCGCCCCUGCGACGGAAGCUGCUGCUGCUGCUGCGAUAUCCAGCGAGGCUGCCCCUGCCGCUGGUGCAUCCGCAGUAGACGACGGCGCUGCUGAUACGCACACCGAUAUGGACAUUGAUCCCCAGCCCGGUUGCGAUGACUCUGAGGCAUGCCCAGCCGUCGAAACCUCCGCCUCGCUUGCCGCCUCCAUCAUCGCUCCAGAGGACGCUGCUGCAGGCGCCGCUGAUUCCGAGUCUGCAGCCACCGCCGCCCGCAUGGGGGAGGCGCUGCUUUCACACAGCACGGGCGAGCGCGUCCAUCUUCGUGAGAAGAAACUGAUUGACUUUAGAAACAAACUUUACCUCGCACCCCUGACAACGGUUGGCAACCUCCCAUACCGACGACUGUGCAAGGAGUUUGGCGUUGAUAUCACCUGCAGCGAGAUGGCGAUGGCUGUGAAACUGAUCCAGGGUGAGGCGCAAGAAUGGGCAUUGACAAAGAGGCACGCAAGCGAGGAUAUCUUCGGUGUUCAGCUUUGCGGCGGCAAUGUCGAAGUCAUGGGCAACGCAGCCGAGCUGUUGAGCAACCAUUGCGAGUUGGAUUUCAUUGAUGUCAAUUGCGGCUGCCCUAUUGAUCUUGUUGUCGAGCGUGGUCAAGGCUCUGCAUUGCUGUCGCGCCCCUCCCGUCUCGAAACCAUCGCGAAAGGCAUGCUUCAGGUAUCGACCGUCCCGAUCACAAUUAAGCUGCGCACCGGAUUUUCGGAGGAUCGCCUGGUUGCGCAUACCCUUAUUCCGCGUUUGGCCAACCUUGGUGUUUCGCUGGUCACUUUGCACGGUCGCACGCGCGCACAACGCUACUCGCGAUUAGCCGAUUGGCAGUACAUCAACCAGUGCGCCGAGGCUGCACCAACGCUGCCCGUUUACGGCAACGGAGAUAUCAUGUCCUAUCAAGAAGCAAUGGAGCACCGUGAGAAGACCAAAGUCAGCGGUCUGAUGCUUGCUCGAGGUGCUCUGAUCAAGCCGUGGGUUUUCACCGAGAUUAAAGAAUCACGCACUUGGGACAUUUCGUCAGGCGAGCGAUUCGACAUGCUCAAAAAGUUUGUCAACUACGGCCUGGAGCAUUGGGGCUCUGACACUCGCGGUGUGGAAACCACUCGUCGCUUCUUGCUCGAGUGGCAAUCGUUCUUGUGCCGCUACGUCCCUGCUGAGCUUGUUGAGGUUCUGCCACAACGCAUUCACGAACGGCCUCAGCCAUUCUAUGGUCGUAACGACCUUGAGACGCUGAUGGCGAGCCGAAACGCGGCCGACUGGCUCAAACUGAGCGAGAUGCUACUUGGCCCUGUCCCCGGCGAUUUCAACUUCCAGCCCAAGCACAUUGCCAACUCUUAUUCUGGUUGAGGUUGCUUUGAGUUGACGAUCAGCCCCAAAAAUACACAUUCUCAGUUGGA
Molecule: messenger RNA, 2317 nt
Organism: Capsaspora owczarzaki ATCC 30864
Lineage: Eukaryota; Filasterea; Ministeriida; Capsasporidae
Product: tRNA-dihydrouridine synthase 3
Exons: 13
Coding region: 42-2267 (741 amino acids)
Biological process (GO): tRNA processing
Molecular function (GO): metal ion binding; tRNA dihydrouridine synthase activity; flavin adenine dinucleotide binding
Source: RefSeq, a predicted model, not a curated record